GAUUCGGUUUGGACUUUUCAAGCGAACUUACAGAAUCGGCUUGGACUUUUUCUCGAAAUGGACUAGUGAAAUCGGCUUGGACUUUUUCUCGAAACGGACUAGUGAUAAAAAUCGGCUUGGACUUUCUCUCGAAAUGGAUUUGUGGAAUCGGCUUGAACUUUUCUCGAAAUGGACUUGUGACUUGUGGAAUCGGCUUGGACUUUUCUCAAAACGGACUCGUGGAAUCGGCUUGGACUUUUCUCAAAACAGACUCAAAUCAGCUUGGACUUUUUCUUGUGAAAUCAGCUUGGGUUUUCUCUCGAAACAGACUUGUG
Messenger RNA from Funneliformis caledonium, 314 nucleotides. Lineage: Eukaryota; Fungi; Glomeromycota; Glomeromycetes; Glomerales; Glomeraceae. The record is from the annotation of a GenBank genome assembly.